Kazachstania africana CBS 2517 is the source of this 1320-nucleotide messenger RNA. Its product is annotated as TLC domain-containing protein. Lineage: Eukaryota; Fungi; Ascomycota; Saccharomycetes; Saccharomycetales; Saccharomycetaceae. The coding region runs from base 1 to 1320 and encodes 439 amino acids. Gene Ontology annotation, cellular component: membrane. The record is from RefSeq and is a predicted model, not a curated record. Gene Ontology annotation, biological process: ceramide biosynthetic process. The transcript has a single exon. Gene Ontology annotation, molecular function: sphingosine N-acyltransferase activity.
AUGAUGAGUCCUUCAAAAAAUCGUUUUUCACUUACUCAUAGCUCCGGCAGCAACAGCAGCUCCAGCAGUGGCAACAAUAACCUCAAAGUAAGGUCGAGACCAAGACGUGCAUCAUCUGUCGGCAGAAUCGAUUUAGGUGACACUGUCCCAGGUCUAGGUACGAUGUUCGAAUCAAAAGAAUCUAGAACCGCUGCUCAACAAAGAAUGCAAAAAUUAUCUGAAGUAACUAAAAAUGAUUUAGAUCUGAUCAAAAAAAUUUGGUUAUCAUUUAGAGAAAUGAAUUAUCGUCAUACUUGGAUUACUCCAUUAAUAAUAUUAAUAGCAGUUUAUAGUGCAUAUUUUACAUCUGGAAAUUUAACUGAAACAAAUCCAUUACAUAUGUUUGUGGCAAUAUCAUACCAAAUUGAUGACACUGAUUCGUACGCCAAAGGUAUUAAAGAUUUAACUUUUGUCUUCUAUUAUAUGAUCUUUUUCACUUUCUUACGUGAAUUUUUAUUAGACAUUGUCAUUCGUCCAUUACCAAAACUACUAAAUGUCACUUCAAGACAUAGAAGUAAUAGAAUUAGAGAACAAACUUUUUAUAUCAUCUAUUAUGGAUUUUCCAGUCCAUUCGGCCUGUACGUAAUGUAUCAUUCAGAUCUUUGGUUAUUUAGAACUGAUACAAUGUACAAAACUUAUCCAGAUAUUACCAUCCCGUACCUAUUUAAAUUGUUUUAUUUAGGUCAAGCUGCAUUUUGGGCUCAACAAUCUUGCGUCCUUGUGUUACAAUUAGAAAAGCCAAGAAAGGACCAUAAAGAAAUGGUUUUCCAUCAUAUUGACACUCUAUUAUUAAUUUGGUUAUCCUAUACUUUCCAUUUCACGAAGAUUGGCUUAGCAGUCUAUAUUACAAUGGACAUCUCCGACCUUCUACUUUCAUUUUCAAAGACUGCUAACUACUUAGAUUCGGUAUUAACCCCCCCAAUUUUCUUUAUAUUUGUCGUCACCUGGAUUUAUUUACGUCAUUAUAUUAACCUUAAAAUCCUUUGGUCAGUUAUCACUGAAUUCCGUACAGUUGGUGACUAUACUUUGAAUUUCGCUACACAACAGUACAAAUGUUGGAUUUCACAACCUUUUGUAAUAGUGUUGAUGUCCGCUUUACAAAUCUUAAAUCUAUACUGGUUAUUCUUGAUCUUCAGAAUUCUUUAUAGAAUGGUUUGGAAAGGUAUCACUGAAGACACAAGAAGUGACAACGAAUCUAAUGAUGACAGUGCUUCGGAUGAAACUAGUAGUGCCACUGAAGAUGCUACUACUCUCAUCGUAGAAACUAAGAAGGAGGAAUAA